Messenger RNA from Schizosaccharomyces cryophilus OY26, 1167 nucleotides. RefSeq names its product serine hydrolase. The transcript is spliced from 2 exons. Gene Ontology annotation, cellular component: cytoplasm; nucleus. NCBI's taxonomy places the organism in Eukaryota, Fungi, Ascomycota, Schizosaccharomycetes, Schizosaccharomycetales, Schizosaccharomycetaceae. The coding region runs from base 1 to 1167 and encodes 388 amino acids. The record is from RefSeq and is a predicted model, not a curated record.
AUGCGUGCACUGCGCGAACGUUUAGUCGACGAUGUCGAGUUCUAUUUCCCCACUGGUCCCAUUGAACUUUCGAAUGACAAAGGUCAAAGUGAUUACUCUGAUGAAGACUCAUUAGACGGGUCCUCUAUCACUUGGGGAUGGUGGAGAAUUGAUGAGUAUGGAGAUUCCAAAACUUUAGAACCAAAGACCUCAUACGAGCACUUGGCUUCCUACAUUCGCGAGCAUGGCCCUUUUGACGGGAUUAUGGGGUUUUCUCAGGGAACAAAUUUGGCAGCCAAUCUUGCGACCUUUGUCACCCUUCCGAAAUACCAAAAUUAUUUCGGUCAAAAGCCGUUUCGAUUUGGCAUGUUCUUUAGUGGAUAUUAUCGUGCCUUGGCUAUCGAUGGAGAAACUCAUAUAAUGAAAAUCGAAAUGCCCACACUCCAUUUUCUAGGAAAGUUUGAUAACGUGUUGUCCACCGAAAGCUCUACUACCUUGAUUCGAAUCUGUGAGGAUUCACAAGUGUUAUUCCACCCUGGUGCCCAUCAUAUACCCUCUCCUAUUGCUUAUGUAGAAGCCGCAGCUGACUUUAUAGACUUUUUUGGCCGCGAAGAUUGGCCACUCGUUUCGAAAAAUAUAUCUCUAAUUAUUCCUACACCAAAACCCAAUUCCCUUACUGUCUCCCAGCACACUAGUAUGCAUCAUCUGGGUAGCAACAAUAAUCAUCUGGAGAAAGAACUUAUUUCAAAAAUCGUGUCCCGGACCUCCAAAAAUGGAGUCAAUAUCGUUCUAAGCAAUCUUCAAAUGUUUAAUGAAUAUGAAGAUAUCCUGAAAAACAAAGUGUCUUCACUCGUGAUUACAGACGGUCAAGAGCCCAAGUCCUUUGAUGAAUCCGUUCACUAUGUUUCUACGUUCAAACAAGCUCUUAACAAAUUGAAGGCUAGAGAGGAUUCGAUUGGCCGUAUCUAUGUUAUUGGUGAUAAAAGGUUGUUGACUUUGGGCUUGAUGUGUCGUUGCACGAAGCGCAUCAUAGCCGUAACGGGCGCCAAAGACAAGUUUCAGAUGGAUCCUUCGGCCAAAUCGUCUCAGAUACGUCAGUGGACUGGACAAAGCCGUUUAAAGCAUUUGAGUACUGAUGAAUCCGGCGAACCCGUGACGAUGAAGCUGCAAAUGUGGGAACGCUUAUAA